Molecule: messenger RNA, 2019 nt
Organism: Neoarthrinium moseri
Lineage: Eukaryota; Fungi; Ascomycota; Sordariomycetes; Amphisphaeriales; Apiosporaceae
Exons: 3
Coding region: 1-2019 (672 amino acids)
Molecular function (GO): catalytic activity
Source: RefSeq, a predicted model, not a curated record
AUGAAGCUUGUUUCCUUCCCCAACAGUUUGCAUUACAUUAUAUUGGGAUACCAUCACAUUGAUCUGGACGGAAAUGAAUUCCAGAUCUUCUUUACAGAUCUGGAGAAGGCGUAUAAUGGCAACUUGGACACAUCAGGAGCAGGACUACUGCAAUAUCCCAAAUUUGCACUAAUGGAGAAACGAGAGUACGACGCCGGACGGCUUUCGACACAGAUUACUUGGUGGCGCACUUGGUUCGCUAAUCUACCCCCUCCUCUACCACUCCUAUCUUUGUGUCGCAAGAGUCACAGACCGGCAGCCUUAUCCUUCAGCUCCCAUGAUAUUACGUUGCGGUUAGAACCUAACUUGAAUAAUCAGGUCAGUCAAUGCUGCCAACGCCUGGAGAUUUCCAGCUUCUACACCUAUUUGACGGUCUUCAAGAUAUUCUUGUUCCGUCACAAAGGCGAUGAAGAGGAAGAGAUGUGUAUUGGCAUUGCUGAUGGGAAUCGGAAGCACCUUGAUGUUCUUGGAACCAUCGGUCUCUUCCUCAACUUACUUCCCUUAAGAUUCGAUUUCGACCCUUAUCGAACAUUCUGUUAUUGGCUGAGCUCGGUGCGGUCUUCAUCCCAUACUCCUCUAUUCCAGGCAUUCUUUGAUUUUCGCCAAGGGAUCUCAGAAUCUCGUCAAUUUUUUGGUUGUGAUGCCAGCGGAGAGACCACAUCAGCUGGCAAGAACGCGUACGAUAUUAGCCUGGAUGUUGUCGACAGCAAGGGAAGAGAGGACCUUCUCACGUUACGACUGAAUACUGGAAUUUAUACUGCCGACGAUGCCAAAGUUCUAGCGAUGAGCUACAAAAACUUGCUAGAAUCAUUCUCACGGAAUCCUGCGACCCGGGUAACGUGGCCCCCUCUUUAUGUCCAGGACUGUGACGAGGCUUGGAGCGGUCUCGGCCAAGGUCCGGUAAUGAAGUCUGAGUGGGCAGGCACGCUGGUGCACAGAAUUCAAGCCAUGGCCCAUCGAUAUGGCUCAAAAGUCGCAUUCCAGGGGUUGAAUCAGAACCAGUUGACGUACGAUCAGAUGAUGGGGCGAGUCAAGCAAAUUUCCUGUUGUCUUUCAAAUCAAGGUGUUGGAAAUGAGUCGACUUGCGCGAUUCUGCAGUCACCUGGUCCAGACUGGGUGUGCUCAUGCCUCGCCGUAUUUUGCCAUGGAGCAAUUGCGGUUCCACUUGAACCCCAGGUUUUCUCAGAUCGACUGCUCACUAUUUCGAAGAAUUGUCAUUUAGGGUUCAUCAUGGUGGAUAAUUCAGUAAAACUGGAACCCCGGAUAUUCCAGGAUACUCCAGUCCAGUUGAUCAAUGUGUCACGGGCUCCAAGGUCAGCGAGUGUGCUCACAUUCACUAAUCGAUCAAAGAGCUCGAAGAUUCCUGUCAUUGCUUAUACGAGUGGCUCUACUGGCAUUCCCAAAGGUGUUACCAUCACGCAUGAUAUCUACCGGAAUUUCAUUGAGUUUGCGCCGUGUCGAUGGGGCAUCAAAGAAGGAGAGGAGACUAUUCUACAGCAGUCAGCCUGCUCGUUUGAUAUGUCUCUCGCUCAGAUGUUCACCAGUCUUGCCUACGGAGGCACACUGGUCAUCCCAGAGAGUUAUCAGAGUGUUGAUCCGGAGGCUAUAUGUCAAACUAUAGUAUCUGCGGGUGUCACUGUUACAUUUGCUACACCUACUGAGUACUUGACCUGGAUUCAGGUUGGCGCCGCGAACCUGCGGAGGUCACAAUGGCAAACUGCUAUUACUGGUGGCGAGCCCCUGACUGCGUCUCUGCUGCAAGCUUUCAGGUCUCUGAGUAUGCUCAACCUAAGCCUUACCAAUGCCUAUGGUCCAGCUGAAGUCACAUUUUCUUGUGCUGAUAGCAUAAUAUCCUAUACCCAAAGCUGUGCCCCGGAGAUUCCAUUGAAGGCUCUACAUCACGUAUCAUGUCGCCUUACAUACACCCAGCUGUCGUAUCGCCAAGAAAAUCUGUCACAGCUGCGGGAUUUGAAUACCUAG